Cherax quadricarinatus is the source of this 3356-nucleotide messenger RNA. RefSeq names its product esterase E4-like. Lineage: Eukaryota; Metazoa; Arthropoda; Malacostraca; Decapoda; Parastacidae. The record is from RefSeq and is a predicted model, not a curated record.
UCAGUGACGGAAGUUGUGCUUCUCAGUACUCCUCUUGCCCUCCUCUGGCUACAAAAACCUGUGAAUGAAGUUAAAUUUAAGCCUCCGGUAAAUAGUAUAUGGAUUAUAUUGAUGCAGAGGUGUGUGCUUGCCUGAGGCUGGGUAGUAGCUUGGUACUGAGAGGUGGUGUGUGUGUCUUCCUGGUCUCUCGCAGUAUUGUCUACCACAGUUGAUAGUCAAGUCUCCCCCUGUCUUCCAUAACUGCUCCUGUAAUUGACAGGAUGGCGUGGUCAUGUGUGGGUGUGGGCGUGGUGAUGGGCGUGAUGGUGGUAUUAGGGCAGCAGCCGAGGGUGGAGACACCGUGGGGCACCUUCCUGGGGCAGCAGUACCUCUCCGCCAGGCAGGGUCGCCAGGUCUACGCUUUCACCGGUAUACCCUACGCCAAACCUCCCGUGGGCGACCUCAGGUUCAGGAUGCCAGUAGAGUACGGUGUACACUCUGAGGUGUUCAACGCCACGGGGUCGUCUCCUGCCUGCCUGCAGUGGGACCACCUGCGAGGCCACGGUGUAGUGGGCCAGGAAGACUGUCUCUACCUUAACGUUUAUACCACUACGUUGCCGCCUGCACCCACGUACUACAACACACAGCCAGUGGUGGUGUUCCUGCACGCUGGCACCUGGAUGGCAGGUAGUGGCGGGGAUGGCCUCUUCCAGCCAGACUACAUGCUGGAGUCUGACGUCGCUGUUGUUACUGUCAACCACAGGCUGGGACCCUUCGGGUUCCUGUCGACGGAGGACGGUGAGAGUCCGGGUAACUACGGGCUGUUGGACCAGGUGCGGGCGCUGGAGUGGGUGAGGAAUAACGUGCGUUAUUUCGGUGGCAUGAACGACUCCGUGACUGUGAUGGGUUCUGGUGCUGGUGGCAUCAGUGCUCACCUCCUCACUCUCUCCCCCACCACCAGAGGAGCCACCAUUUACCCUGAUGACUUCUCGUUGUUUCAACGGGUCAUCUCUCAGAGUGGGACGGCGUACAGCCCCCACGCCAUCGUCAGGAACCCACGCACUCAAGCUCUGAAGUUGGGCUUCCAGCUGGGUUGCCCUACACUCACCUCUCAUUUACUGCUGCGCUGCCUCAGGUCCCUCCCAGCCACCAAGAUCGUCGAACAGAUGCCUUCCAUGUUUAUGUGGGACGAGGAGCCCAUGCCCUUCGGUGCUGUGAUCGAUACUUGGGCGGGGAAGGAGUCCUUCCUGCCAGAUGAACCUCACCAUCUUAUCCACAAGCAGCUCUUCCUUCAGGUGCCUUGGAUGUUUGGCACCAAUAAAGACGACGGCUCCUUCAGGGUUCAAGACAUUUUGAAGGACAUCAGUCUGACAACACAGCUCAACAAGCAGUGGGAGAAAUAUGGUCCCAUCUUACUUGAUUUGAAGGACACUUCAUGUAAGGAUCCCGUCGACAUAGCUAAUAGGAUCCGUAAACAUUACAUGGGCAAGAAGAAGUUCGGCGAGGAAUCUUCCAAGGAGUUUGUGGAUAUGAUGACAGACAGGUUCUUCCUUCACCCUACGGAGCAAGCCUCCAGGGACCACUGCUACUACCUCAAGGGCAAGAACUGCUACCGCUAUGAACUCGUUUACUGCGGCCGCAGGUCCUUCCUUGAUAUCCUGCACCACGAGAGUCCUCAGGAAAUUGCCAACUCAGCUUUCGGUGGAGGACUGUCCAACCCGAGGUUCCAGAACACACGGGGCGCCCAUGGCUGGGGUGUGAGUUUCCUUGAUGAGCUGCUCUACCUCUUUCCCUCCAGCAAACUCGACAUUCUUUAUAAGCAAGACUUUAAUUCUGACUCCUCCUCCCGGGUCUCCACGCACAUGAUCAUGCUCUGGACCAACUUUAUCAAGGGCAGUGACCCAACGCCGCUGUUGGAAGGAUGGCCUGAGGAUGUUUCUCCAUGGGGAGCAUGGUGGGAGCCCUAUAUUCCUGGCUCUUUCUACUACCUCCAGAUCGACCCAGAAAUGGAAAGUAAAGAUGGCCCACUAAAGGAGGAGCAAAUGGUCUUCUGGAGUGAUCUCCCUCUGUUUGAAAAUCGUGACCACAAUGUUCUAAAGGACGAACUGUGAAAUAGUCCACAGAGUUAAGAAGAAAAAUCAUAUUUAUUAUAAAUUCUGAACAUAGGCCUACCUCGUGGGUAGUGUACUUGUGGUUUUUGUAAGUGGCCGUUUUAUUAGGUACACCUGCUCAAUAUAAAUAUCUGAUCGGCCAAUCACGUGGCAGCACCUCAGAGCCAAAAAAGCAUGUAGACAUGGUUAAGAGGUUCAGUUGUUCAGACCGAACAUAGAAUGGGAAAGAAAAGUGAUCUACGUGAUUUUGAUCGUAGAAUGAUUAUCUGUGCUAGACGGGGUGGCUUGAUUAUCUCAGAAACUGCUGAUCUGAGAUUUUCAGUCUAGAGUGAUAAUGGCGUGAAAAACACUAAUACAUCCAAUGAGCAGCAGUUGUUGGUGAUAACACCUUGAUAAUGAAAAGUGUCAGAGGAGAAUGGUCAGGCUGGUUCAAGCUGACAGUAGCUCAGAUAAUCAUACGUUACAUCAGUGGUAAACAUUAAAGUGUCUCCAAAAACACAACACGGCGAACAUUGAAGUGGCAGAGUGAAGUAGCAGAAUACCACACCGGGUUCUACUCUUGUCACCUAAGAAGAGGAAACUGAGGCUACAGUCGGCACGGGCUCACCAAAACGGGGACAAGAUGAAAUUUAGACACACAUGCACCAUGUUGUACAUGUGUUUAAUUCUCAUCAAAACUGAACAGUUGAAGAUGAAAAAAACAACGCCCGGUCUAACGAAUCAACUCGUGAUUUCUGCUGCUACAUGCAGAUGAUAGGGUCAAAAUUUGGUGUAAACCUUUGAGAUGUGGUGGAACAGGAGGUUUGCAGCAUGAAUGUGCAGCCGACAUCUGCGGAAGCUGUGUGAUGCUGUCAUGUCAAAAUGGACCAGGAUUUCUUAAGAAUGUUUCUAACACCUCUCUGAUCGCGGGUUCUAUCCCCGCCCGUGGUAUGGUUUAAUCAGACUGUUCUGGGGAGUACCUAAUAAAGUGGCCAAUGAGUGUAUAAGUGUUUGUACCUUUUGAUUUCUUUAAAUAUACAUACAUUUAAUAUAAUCUAAAUCUGCUAACGAUACGCAUUCACAAAAUAUGUACGAAAUCUGUGUGGGUUAUUCGUUGGUUUAGUUUAUUAUAACAAAAGAAAAGGCACAAUACCGAACUAAUGGGUUCAAGAAUUGGACCACAAAGUUUUAAUAGCUAAACAAGUUACACUGGUAAUGAAUUAUUAACAUUUGGUUACAAUCGUAAUGAGUUAUUUAUGAAGACGUGAAUUAAGUCACAAAAAUAUA